GACAACGACAGCGACAGCGGCCCCAGAGGUGGCAGACAUCAGCAGAACCAGAGCGCGGCAGCGGCCGAGGCAGCGGUGGCAACGAUAACAAGAACGACGCGAAAGGUAGUUAACGACUUGACAGGGGAGCCGCCGCCGCAACAACAACAGGAGCAAGAACAAGCAUAAGAAUAACAAAAACAACGUUGCGUGGCAGCCAAAAAGAGAGGGAAGAGAGCGACAGAGAGGGGAGACGGCUGCAAUGGUCAGAAGCUGAGAAACAAGAAACCGAGAACCGUGAGAGAGGAACAGGUUCUCUGCAUCAGCAUCAGUCGCAGCAGCAGCAGCGGCAACGGCAACGGCAACGGCAAUAGGAUCUGCAUAAAGGGAAACCAGAGAUAAGAUCGAUUUGCAGUGGGACAGACAGACGGACGCACGAGAUACGAGAUGCCACUGCUCCUCCUCCUACUACUGUUGAUGAUGAUGCUCCUCCUGCUCAACCCGCUGCCAAAUGCCAGGGCCAUGCUGUUCGCCAGCAACAUUUCCACCUCCAGCAGCAGCUCUAGUUCCAGUUCCCCGCCAGAGAUGCCGCCGCCGCCCACAUUCCGGCAGUGUGAAACCAUACGGAUUGAGAUGUGCCGUGGGAUCGGCUACAAUGAGACCUCCAUGCCCAAUCUGGUGGGCCACGAGCUGCAGACGGAUGUGGAGUACACGCUGCAGACGUUCGCGCCGCUGAUCGAGUACGAUUGCAGCUCCCAGCUGAAGCUGUUCCUGUGCGCCGCCUACGUGCCCAUGUGCACGCCGAAGGCGCCGGUGCACGCGAUCGGCCCCUGCCAGAGCCUGUGCGAGUCGGUGAGGAUUCGCUGCCAUCCCGUGCUGCAGGGCUUCGGCUUCCCCUGGCCGAAGGCCCUCGACUGCGAUCGUUUUCCCAGGGAGAACAACCACGAGACCAUGUGCAUGGAGGGGCCCGGCGAGAUGCAUUUGCCCAUGCAGGAGCAUGAGCUCUACGGACCAGUUGCUGGCGGAGGCGGCAUCGGCGCGGGCGGAGUGGGAAUGGGAGGCGGCAAACUGCCACUGGACUGUUCGGGACUGGGCAAAUCCCAUCUGUAUGUGAAGCUGCCGCGUUCCGGUCGCUGUGCACCGCUCUGCGAGGCAGAUAUUCUUUUCACGCCCAGCGAGAAGCAUCUGUCUGAGAUCUGGGUCUCCACCUGGGCAUAUGCUGCCCUCGGCCUGGCCUUUGUGGCCACUCUGUGCCUCCUCGUCGGCGACGACAGCAAGCUGGCCAGCGCCAAGUGGUCGCGCCUGCUCACACCUUCGAUCUGGUGCCACAACAUGGUCACCAUCGGCUGGACCGUACGCUUUAUCGUUGGUCGCACGGGCACCGCCUGCGGCACUGAUCCCCAGGCGCCCAACGAGUCCCUCCUCAGCGUCGAUGGCCUGUCCAAUGCGGCCUGUGCGAGUGUCUUCCUGCUGCGCUACUACUUCGGCAUGGCUGCCUGUGCCUGGUGGGCCAUCCUGUGUCUGGGCUGGCAUCGGGAUAUACGCCGCCACAGUCCCGAUUCAAAGGGGCACGUGGCCAUUCCGUCCACCUACGGCGGCAGUCCCGUCAGCCAGGCCGCCUCUUACAGGAUGGCUGCCAAGGCGAGUGCCCAUCAGAAUCUGGCGCAGAAUAAUUUUGUGUGCUUUGUGGCCUGGGGCCUGCCGGCCUUCCAAACGGCCGCCGUCAUUGUGUUCCGCUAUGUGGAUGCCGACGAAUUGCUGGGCGCCUGCUUUGUGGGCAACCAGUCGGACAGGGCCCUGCAGGUGCUGGUGGCCACGCCAGUGUUCAUCUACUGGAUCUUUGGCUCAAUGAAUCUGAUAUCCGGCUACCUGGUGCACUGCCGCAACAAGGAGAUUCUGCGCAACACCAACUCCCUGAGUCUCCAGCAGCAGCUGCAGCAGUUGAGUGCGCACAGCAGCUCCGGCAUUGGGAUCUUUCUGUUCAUCUACGGGCUGGCCAGCGCCCUGCUGCUGCUGGCGGUGAUCUAUGAGUUUGCCAACAUCGACAUCUGGCUGAGUUCGGGGGAGACGAGCACACCGCUGUGGCCCUUUCUGGUGCGCGCCUUCAUGGAGCUGAUGCUGGGCAUUUGCUGCUUUGCCUGGGUCCUCGGUCCCAGCAUAUCCACCAUGUACAAGCGCCAGAUAUCGAUGCGUCCACAGAAGCAGUCAGCCGCUGCGGCGAUGCACCAUUUGGAUGGUCAGAGCAGCUCCCGGGGAUCGCAUGCCGCCUGCAGCAGCACCGUUGUCUCCUAUCAUUCGGUGCGACCCUCGCAUCAGUCUAUGGCCAGUGCCCCGCUGCCCAGUCCCUACAAGCACAAGUCCCCGCCGCCAGGAGCCGGCUCCAUUUCGCUCAAUCAAAUAUCAAACUACACCUUAGGCCGCAGCACUGGCUCCCAUCAUCAUCUUCACCAUCAUCAUCAGCCGCAGCAGCACCAUCAUCGUCACAGUCCCCAGCAACUGCAGCCACACCACCAUCAUCAACAUCAUCAUCAUCAUCAACAACAGCAGCAGCAGCAGCAGCAGCAAAAGCAUAAGCAGCAGCAGCACUCUUCCUCCUCCCAUCGUUUGUAUUAUCCAGCGGGUAGCCAGAAGUACAGCCACCACAGCAACUACUAUCCCCAAAUGCAUCGCUAUGGGGAUGAGACGCUGCUCUAAGGAUGGAUGGAUGGAUUCCUCAGCUAGUAGAAAGGGUUAACUAAAUUAUGUUUUGGAAAAUUGUUAUAUCAAUGGAUGCCACGCCCACUCGGCUGUGUGGGAUCAUUCCAUUGAGUGCUAGUCAAAAUCAAUGCGUUUCGCCUUAUCGCAAUCCCCACCCCCCCUACCAUUUGUUGUAUGUACUGUGUAUAUAUCCCUACCCUUUAUUAGGAUCCUCUUUUCGUAUUCCCACUCGUAUUCCCUUCCCUUGGUGUUGUACUUAAUUCGUAACCAUUCUUGCCUUUCUUUUGUAUUCUCUUUUUUUUUUUGUUGAUGGAGUAACAACGCAGCUACCAAAUACUGUGAUACGCAUGUUCAUGUCCUCAAAAGCAGAGGCCCCGAGACUUUGCUGUGUCCUCCUACCUCCCGCACUCCCUCCCUUCCUCUUUCUCCUCCCUCGCUCGACCCACAAAUCGAACCGAAAGUGUACUUAAUGGGAACGCAAUCGUAUUAAUGUGUAAUGCUAGCAUUAAUUCCUAAACUGUAUUCAGUGUGCCAUUAGCUUUAAGGGGAAUACAAAAUACAAUAUUACACACACACACAUAUAUGUAUACAUAUAUAUAUACCUAUAUAUAUCCUCGAUAUAUUCGCAUACUAAUCGAUGAUUUGUUUUUGUAGUAAUUGUAUUUCUUUUAUUUUAACUUAUUUGCUAGCGAAUAAAUUGUGUCGAAAAGUUGAAUAUCAU
Messenger RNA from Drosophila obscura, 3397 nucleotides. RefSeq names its product frizzled-4 (gene fz4). The transcript is spliced from 4 exons. Bases 427 to 2673 code for a protein of 748 amino acids. Gene Ontology annotation, cellular component: plasma membrane. Gene Ontology annotation, molecular function: Wnt-protein binding; Wnt receptor activity. Lineage: Eukaryota; Metazoa; Arthropoda; Insecta; Diptera; Drosophilidae. Gene Ontology annotation, biological process: canonical Wnt signaling pathway; non-canonical Wnt signaling pathway. The record is from RefSeq and is a predicted model, not a curated record.